This is a messenger RNA of Rotaria sp. Silwood2, 369 nucleotides long. Lineage: Eukaryota; Metazoa; Rotifera; Eurotatoria; Philodinida; Philodinidae. The record is from the annotation of a GenBank genome assembly.
AUGAAACAAUACCAAGUACAACCUGACACACCAUCACAUACAGAUAUAACACGUUUACGACAAGGACAAGUCGGAGGACAGUUUUGGUCAAUCUAUACGGAUUGUACAUAUCAAGGAAAGGAUGCAACAAUAAGUUUUCUGGAACAAAUUGAUCUUAUGAAUCGAAUUAUAGCUAAAUAUUCAGAUGUAUUUCAAAUGGCUACAACAGCUAAAGAAGUUCGACAAGCAUUUGCUGCUAAACGUAUAGCAAGUUUAUUUGGUAUUGAAGGUGGACAAGCUAUUGAAAGUUCAUUUUCGAUUUUGAGACUUUUCUAUCAAAUGGGUGUACGAUAUAUGACAUUAACACAUAAUUGUAACACUCCAUGGUAA